This is a messenger RNA of Pneumocystis murina B123, 434 nucleotides long. Its product is annotated as V-type ATPase, G subunit. Gene Ontology annotation, molecular function: proton-transporting ATPase activity, rotational mechanism. The record is from RefSeq and is a predicted model, not a curated record. Gene Ontology annotation, cellular component: vacuolar proton-transporting V-type ATPase complex. The transcript has 6 exons. Bases 30 to 434 code for a protein of 134 amino acids. Lineage: Eukaryota; Fungi; Ascomycota; Pneumocystomycetes; Pneumocystales; Pneumocystaceae. Gene Ontology annotation, biological process: proton transmembrane transport.
GAAUUUAAAGAUCUAAAAUUAUCAAUAAAAUGUCAGUCGAAGGUUCUUCAGGGAUUCAGACACUAUUGGAGGUAGAAAAGGAGUCGCAAAAAAUUGUUCAAAAGGCUAGAGAAUGUAGAGCACAGGGAUUAAAAAAUGCACGUUCGGAAGCACAAGCAGUAAUUGAAGAAUAUCGAGCACAAAAAGAAGAGGCAUUUGAAAAAUACAAGAAAGAACUUGCGAGGUUUAAUUUAAAAGAAGAAGAACUUCAUAAUAAGGUCCUUAAUGAAAAAUUAGAAAAUAUUCGGCAACAUGCAGCUAGUAAGAAGGGAGAAACUAUAGAAAAAAUGAUCGAAAUUUUUACAACAGGCUCUUUGGAAAUUCAUCCUAAUGCUUCUCUUCAAAUAUAUCAAGAUUUAUCUAUCAAAAAUUUGGAACAGAAACCAACAAUAUAA